Anguilla rostrata (American eel) is the source of this 816-nucleotide messenger RNA. RefSeq lists its product as uncharacterized. NCBI's taxonomy places the organism in Eukaryota, Metazoa, Chordata, Actinopteri, Anguilliformes, Anguillidae. Bases 1 to 816 code for a protein of 271 amino acids. The record is from RefSeq and is a predicted model, not a curated record. The transcript is spliced from 4 exons.
AUGGACUGGCAGCUGUUGGUGGACCUUGAACGGCAGCUGAAGUUCCCCAACCAUAUUGCAGGCACCACCCUGCGACCAGACAUUGUCCUUGUGUCUGAGUCUACCAAGCAAGCUGUGCUGCUGGAGCUGACAGUCCCAUGGGAAGAUCGCUUGGAAGAGGCCGUUGAAAGGAAGCUCUCCAAAUCAGUUGAAAAAUGGCUGGGCUGUGAACUCUCCUCUUUUCUCUUACUGAACAACCUCCUAGACCCCCACCAGUCCGGCUUCAGACCUGGCCACUCGACAGAGACCGCACUCCUCUCGGUCUCCGCUCGCAUCUCUGCUUGCCUGAGGGACAUCCAGAGCUGGAUGGAUAACCACCAUCUUAAGCUAAACCAAGGUAAGACAGAGAUGAUCUUCAUCCCUGCUCCAUCCUCUAACCUCCUUGACUUUUCCAUUUCCCUAGGGGACACCGUGAUGUCAUCAUCACCCACCGCAAAAAACCUCGGAGUGGUGAUGGACAACAGACUGUCCCUCUCCCAGAACAACACGGCGGUGAGUCGAACGUUCAGGUUCUUCCUGUACAACAUCCGGAGAACCCGCCCCUUCCUCACCAUCUACGCAACCCAGCUCCUGGUUCAAGCGAUGGUCCUGUCCCGCCUGGACUACUGCAACUCGCUGCUGGCUGGUCUGCCAGCAUCCGCCAUCAGACCCCUGCAGCUCAUCCAGAAUGCUGCAGCGCGUCUGGUCUACAACCUCCCCAGACAUUCCCAUGUCACCCCCCUGCUCACUGACCUCCACUGGGACCAGGAAGGAGGGGACAUUCGUUUCAGGGAGUAA